AAAAUCUCCAAACUCCCAAAACCACCACCACCACCGCCAUUAAAUAAUUCACAAUCCUUUUGUAAACUUUCAAAAACUCAAAAAGAACUAAUAAAAUAAUCAAUCUUUUACAUUCAAAAUUCACCAGAAAGAAGCAUCCCAGCUUCUUCUUCUUCUUCUUCUCCUUCUACUACUUUCUUCAUCCCUCUCUCUCUCUGUCUCUCUCUCUCUCUGUGGAACCCUAAUAGAUUUGAUCUCUGAUCACCUUGAGAUCUUCAAAACCCCAGAACCCAGAACCCAGAACCUACCUCCCUCUUUCUCAAACCCCAUUUAAUAAAAAUCCCAUCUUUUUUUUUUUUUUUAAAUUUUUCUUUACCAUCCUAUAUCUAUCUGUAUAUAAAUCUCUCUCACUCUUCUUAUUGUACUAGCUUUGUAUGUAUAUGUCUAAGCUUAGCCAGCUACUAUAUUAGCUGUUUUCUUUUUCUUAGCUCUGUUUCUCUCCAUCAAUGGAAAUUUAAUAUGUUUUUCUUUUCCUUACAAUUUUCAGACCCUUUUAAAUGCUUCUUCAUUAUGUCUCUAUCUCUCUCAUCCUAUUGAAACCCAAAUAUUUUCCUUUUUCAGAAUCACUCUGCAUUUUUCUCUUUUUUCCUCUUUAAUUUGUUGAAUUUUUCUUUUCAAAUCCCACUGUUUUCCCCCAAAGUUUUUUUUUUCCCUCAAAAUUUGUAGAAAAAUGGAUUCUGUUUGUGAUCGUAAGCUGAGAAAAUCCACGAAGCCAUUGAUGCUUAAAGAUUACCUAAUGGAUGAUCAGAGCUCAUGCUCAUCCAACGGUUUCAAAUCGUUUCCACGUAGACAGUGCUGCACGACCGUUCGAUUCCUCUUGGAGAGCGAUCUUAAAAAACCAAACAACACGAAACGACAUCUCAAAAGGAGUCGUUAUAGAGCGGCUUCAACAACAAUCUCCGCUUUGCAGAGAGCUUCGGUGGCCGUGAUUAACGUCGUUAAGCAUUUUCCGUUUCCUUCCGUUAAGUCUCCAAGCAGAAGGAGACUUCUUCCGAGAAGCGUAUCGAGGAAGCUGUUAAGGAGGAGCUUUCGGAAGAAAACAGAAAAAGACGAUGAGAGUAACAUCGGACGGUCGAGAUUGUUCCACGAAUUCCUCCGGGAACAUGAUAAGCCGUCCGAUCAGAAUACCUCCACUACUACCGUAAUCAUUCCGAGGCUGUCGUCGACAAGUACGAGCAGUAAUAGCUGGGCAGAGAGCGAAUUUACUUCGGAUAUUUUACCGUCAUCAAGCGGUAACUCCGAGUGUUCAACCGGAAACGACGUCGUCGUCGUCGCGGAUAGUGAAAAGGAUUUGUCAGAAAAGGUCAACAAAAAAGUCGACAUAACUGUCGGCGACGAUUCGAUGGAAUGCUCAGCCACUGCCAAUUGCUCUUUUCAAAACUCAAAGGGGUGGCCAAAUGAAGAAGAGAAGGAGCAAUUCAGUCCUGUGUCUGUGUUGGAUUGUCCAUUUGAAGAUGAAGAUGAAGCUACUUCACCUUUUCGUCGUGAUCUUGCUCUCAUUGAUGGAACCAAACAAAAACCUGUGCAUAAGAUCCGACGAUUCGAGAAUCUCAGGCAACUCAAACCGGUAGACUUAGACAAGAGAAUGGCAUUAAUGACAGAGCUUGAAGAUGAAACACCAGUAUCAUCCGUGGACUCAAACUCCCUAUCUCUUCAAAACACCAUUUGCAGUGCAAACCAUGAUCAAGAAAUCGACGACAAAGCGCGAGAGCUCGUGAAGAUGAUAUUCAAAACAACCACGACCCCAUCGAACACAUUGGUUUUCAAAGCAGAAAACCUAAUGUUCGAUUUCUUUAGAGAGAGCAUUGUGGAAGAAUAUCACAAAAAUGCAAUGGAGGAGCUUUUGAAGGUAGCAGAAGAUUGGAUACAUGGGAAGCCACAAGAGGUAUUGCUGGGAUGGGAGGUGAAAGAAGGAAGAAAUGGGUAUGUCAAGGAUAUGGAAAAAGGUGGAAAGUGGAGAAAAUUGGAUGAAGAAAAAGAAGAAGUGGGUUUGGAGUUGGAGAUUGAGGUUUGGAACACUUUGCUCAAGGAGCUUUUGUUUGAUCUAUUAUAAUGAUAAUUUAAGUUGUCAUUUGUAUCUCGUUGACUAUUGUUUAUGAUUAGUCAACGCAAAUGUUGAGAAACCUCAAGGUUGUUUUCAUCAUUCUGCAGCAGGCAAGUCAUUGGCUUGAAUGACUAAAGCCACUUUGAAAGAGAGAGACAGAGAGGGGGGGCAUGCAAGUAUUAAUUUAGAGUGUUUUUAUAUUUAUUUAUUUUUUUUCCCUCCCUCUAGUUUAAUUUAUUAAUUUCAUGGAAAAAAAAAAAAUUCGAAAACCUUGAGUUUUUUUAAAGGGAACAGUUGCUUCAAUGUGUCUAUUUAAUUAGUUUCUUUAUUUAUUUUGUUUUCAUAUGGAA
This is a messenger RNA of Ziziphus jujuba (common jujube), 2433 nucleotides long. RefSeq lists its product as uncharacterized. Bases 710 to 2092 code for a protein of 460 amino acids. Lineage: Eukaryota; Viridiplantae; Streptophyta; Magnoliopsida; Rosales; Rhamnaceae. The transcript has 3 exons. The record is from RefSeq and is a predicted model, not a curated record.